UCGCAUCGAUCAGUCACAGUUUGCAAACAGUCCCGAUCGAGACAACGCGAUCGUCCGGAGGUUUUCAAGGUACUCAAUAGUGGGGAAAAACAAGUGGUGUUUUCUUUCUCAACGAAAAACCAAACAACGAAACACAGCGCAACCAAAAUGAAAGUUUCCAUUGUAGGAUCCCUUCUGCUGCUGCUGGUUACUGUCGCUUCCGCCUCGUACUGGCACUACGUCCCCCCAGACACCCCCGAGGUUCAGCAUGCCAAGGCCGAACAUUUGGCCGCCCAUGCGCACGCUCGUGGUGCCGUCGGGGAGGGACCAAUGGACACCCUUGAGGUUCAGUAUGCCAAAGCGGAACAUCUUGCCGCACAUGCUGCUGCUAAGGCUGGCCACCCGCUUCCAGUUCCGGUCCGCCUGCCAACUUGGCACGAACUUGCCGCCGGUGCUGUUGGUCAUGAUUCGUGGCACGGAAAGAGCGCCUGGCAUGGAGCUUACCACGUCCCGGUGAUCCACAAUGGAGUCCCAGUUGACACCCCCGAGGUUCAGCACGCCAAGGCAGCCCAUCUGCAUGCCCUGGCUGCCGCCGGACACGGACACGGAUAUGACGCGGGACACGAAGACGAUGGCUCCUACAAGCCACAUCUGUACGAACACGCCCCGACAUUCUGGGUUCCAUGGGAUCGGACUGAGGAAUCGAUGGCUGUCCAUUUGUCAACGGAAAACUUGUUUGAGGGUAACUGCUCGGGACUGGAUUCUGAUUGCUUCUUCUUGAUUCUUCAGGAUGAUGUUUCGAUGGUGCUGAUAGUGCUACGUUAUUCAACUUUCCACUCCCCAGCCCGUCAGAUAUCGGUAACUCAUCGAUCGGUGACGGAUGUUCAGGUAAUGACGGUGUUACAUGCGGUUCUCCCUUCACUGACGGCACGGGUUGAUUACGUGACGGAAUACAUGACUUCGUACGACCAAAUGACGUUAACGAUGAAAGCAUUCAUCGUGGGAUCCGUUCUGCUGCUGGCUUCCGCCGCAUCCGCCGCCUACUGGCAUCACGUUCCGGCCGACACUCACGAUGUGGCCGCCGCAAAGGCCGAACAUUUCGCCGCUCAUCAGUCCGCACGAGCAGCCGUUGGAGCGGGACCUUUCGAAACACCAGAAGUACAGCACGCAAAGGCGGAACACUUUGCCGCCCAUGCCGCUGCCCGUGCCGGACACUCCGGCUCGGACUCCGGGUGGCAUGCCGAUGAAUCGGUCGUCGCUGCUCGGGAUUGGCACGGUGAGGGUGCCUGGCACGGACCACAGCACAUUCCGGUGAUCCACAAGGGAGUUCCCGUUGAAACGCCGGAAGUGCAGCACGCCAAGGCCGCUCAUCUGGCCGCACUCGCUUCCGCUUCCGAUAGUGGAGCUCACCACUGGGGCUCUCACCACGAGCAGGAGACGGAGGAGGACGAUGGCUCGUACAAGUCCAAGUGGGAACACCACAAUUACUGAGUGAUCUGAUUGCACUGUUAACUCCUUUUCCCCCCAAAAAAAAAAAAAUCCCUGAGUUAGUGACCUCUCCUUUCCCCCCCAAACCAACUAUCGUAAAAAACUUUAAAAAUGAAUCGCGCUUAUAACACAUUGCUAAAGUUAGAGUAAUAUGAAACAGCUAUUGAGUGGAGUGCAACUGUCGAGCAGACGAAGAGUAUUCCCAACUGAAACUUAAGUUGCAGGAAUAGCUUCUCGAAUUCACAAUCAAACAUCAUGCACCUCAUUUUCAUGUGUUGAAUAAAUCGAUGUGUUCUCAUUUUUAAAGCAAA
This is a messenger RNA of Toxorhynchites rutilus septentrionalis, 1778 nucleotides long. RefSeq lists its product as uncharacterized. NCBI's taxonomy places the organism in Eukaryota, Metazoa, Arthropoda, Insecta, Diptera, Culicidae. The transcript has 5 exons. The record is from RefSeq and is a predicted model, not a curated record. Bases 148 to 1470 code for a protein of 440 amino acids.